CCAACAGGAUUCACGAUCCACGCCGUGACGGGUGCCCCAGCUCUGACCGAGUGGACUCAGUGGAGACGUUUGGAUCUGCGAUCCGACGCAAUGUCGCAGCAGGAGUCGUACUCCACGUGGCUCAUCAUGCUCUUCGCUCUCACGGCGCCAGCAGCCACAGAUGGAAUCGGCGUGCCCUCUCCUCCGGCGAACGUGAGCGUGGCCCUGCUGGGCCCCACCAUGGCGCGGGUUUCCUGGCAGCUGCCCGACUCCGACGCUGUCAUCGGCUUCACCGUGAAGCAGCAGAAGCGCCCGGGUGCGCGCCAGCGCUUCAUCACCGAGGUGAACACGACUGCGCGCUCGUGCCUCCUGUGGGGCCUCGAGGGCGCCAGUGACUACGUGGUGGCCGUGCAGGCGCUGGGCCGCGGGGGGGCGGCCAGCGAGCCCAGCCCCGGCCUGCGCUUCAGCACCCCCCCGGAGGGGGACAGCGACGAACAGCGAGACAACAACAACAACUCGUCAUCGUCACGAUCUUCAUCAUCAUCGUCGUCCUCGUCACCGUCGUCGUCGUCGCUGUCUGUGGCGACGUCGCUUUCGUCGCACGGAGGAGAGACUGGAUUGGUUGUCGGAGUCAACGCUCACUACUUUGCGAGUGAGGGUGUGCUCACGGUCACAGUCUUCCUCCUCUGGAUUGCAGUGAUGGUCCUCUGCUUGCGCGAGUACCGAACUAUCAAGGACAGCUCCAUACUUCACCACGGCGGCAUGGUGAAGCCUGCGCUGGGGGAACGGGGGAGCGCCAUCCUCCGCAAGCCGGACACCCCCAUCGCUACGGCACAGCAGCCUCAGAGGAAUUCCCAUAGCCCCCGCGUUUCGAAUGUAUGACUCACAUCGUACAAUCGACCACUCAGCCGGGUGAACUGUGUUCAUGCGAAGAGGUGGUUCACAAUGGCCAUGUCAGACACUUAACGCCAAUACAGCCACAAGCGAUCAUCCAUAUCAUCACCAUCAUCAUGAUCAUCAGCACUACCACCAUUAUAAUGAGAACCACAACCAACAUCAUUUUCAUCAUCAUCAACACCAUCACAAUUCCCAUCAUCAUCGCAACCAUCACAAUUCCCAUCAUCAUUCUCAUCGUCAACAUGAGAACGCCCAUCGGCAGGAUCAUCGUCAUCAUCAAGAGGAAAAGAAAAGGUAUAGAUUUUUAGAACGUAAAAAUAUAUCAACUCAUCCAUUCACGAUACUGCAUAAACUUUAUUACAUUUUUUCAAAUUACAUUUUUUAUCUAGAAUAAAGGUUUUAUAAACAUUUUUUUUUUGCACGGACGUAUUCCGGGAUGUGAAAUUUAUUGCUUGUUUUGAAAGUCAGUGCUACGGACUUUGUGGUGUACCAUGAUCUUAAACAAUAAUCUCAUACAUGGAAAUAUAUAAAACAAACAUCGAACGAUAAUUAAAAAUAUAAUAAUUCACAGCCGUCGUCCAUCCAC
Molecule: messenger RNA, 1462 nt
Organism: Lethenteron reissneri (Far Eastern brook lamprey)
Lineage: Eukaryota; Metazoa; Chordata; Hyperoartia; Petromyzontiformes; Petromyzontidae
Product: fibronectin type III domain-containing protein 4-like
Cellular component (GO): plasma membrane; extracellular region
Molecular function (GO): protein binding
Source: RefSeq, a predicted model, not a curated record